AUGACCACGGUUGUCGCCCCAGGCCCCUCGGCAGCGACCGAUCAAGCUUCCAGCUGCGCCAGAGAUUUCGCUGACCUGUUGACCGUCAUCAUCACCACCUCCCCAACUCCUUCAGCACCGUCAACAGAGUUGCUCUCACAAAUUAUCCUCUCCUUCCAACAGCACUGCCCUGGAUUGACUCAAUGUCGGCUCAUCCUUGUCCUCGAUACCUACGACCACAUCAGUUCGACGGCCCGACUCAAGAAAGGGCAUGUCACUGCAGAGGGUGCUCAAAACUACAUUGAGUACAAGGAGAAUGCGAAGCAUCUCAUCCUCCGGGAAUAUGCCAGUGGGCAGGGCGGCUCCGAGGAAUCAGCACCCCAGGAGUUAAUCGAGGAAGUCGGCGAGGCCGAGUUUGGUUCCCUGGCCUAUGCCCACCAGAACAACUCAGUCCCACUGUUCAUCACCAAAACCCCAGAUGGACGGGUCGUGUUUAUUGAGCCCUCGCAACGUCUUGGUUUUGGGCUUGCCGUCCGUACAGCCUUGAGGCUCACCGAAACGCCAUAUGUUUGGAUCCAACAGCACGACUGGGGUCUCGUGUCCGACAUACCUCUUCGCCCGCUACUCGCUCUCAUGCAGCAACGCUCGCGAGCGGCGACCCAGGAUGCACAAGAUGACGAGGAAGAUAUGCCAGUGCCCAUCAAAUAUAUUUGUUUUCCCUCGAUUCGUAUGGUCGAGUACGCCCGCUCCGACCACGUCAUGCUGUACCCGGCUCUGCGUGCGUUGACCAACCUGCACAAGCAGAAUUUCACCGUUUUCUCAAGGGAGGGGAAGGAUACGGGUGAUAAAGGAAGAGGGACAGAAAGGGAAAUGACAAAGAUCCCGCUCACGCCACUAUUUUUCUGGCAUGACAAGCCCCAUCUGGUCGAGACCGCACAUUAUCUCGCCCAGGUUUUCCCAGUCCGGGCAGCACUCCCACGUGGCGCUUUUAUCGAAGACACAAUAGGCCACCGGGCGAGAGCAGAAAUGAAAGACGGCCGGUGGCGGAAAUGGGCGUGCUGGCUCUUUUACCCUGACGACGGCAAGAAACUUUGUCUGAGGCAUCUCAAGGGGAGGACAUGGCGAGGUGCCGAGGGCGAGCUGGCGCAAAAGCUCGAGUACAUGCGGCUUGCCUCGAUGGAAUCCCGUCCGGAAUGA
Dichotomopilus funicola is the source of this 1176-nucleotide messenger RNA. RefSeq lists its product as uncharacterized. NCBI's taxonomy places the organism in Eukaryota, Fungi, Ascomycota, Sordariomycetes, Sordariales, Chaetomiaceae. The transcript has a single exon. The coding region runs from base 1 to 1176 and encodes 391 amino acids. The record is from RefSeq and is a predicted model, not a curated record.